Messenger RNA from Bombina bombina (fire-bellied toad), 11963 nucleotides. It is a transcript of the gene USP34, whose product is annotated as ubiquitin specific peptidase 34. Gene Ontology annotation, molecular function: cysteine-type endopeptidase activity; cysteine-type deubiquitinase activity. Gene Ontology annotation, cellular component: cytosol; nucleus. The transcript has 79 exons. Bases 302 to 10942 code for a protein of 3546 amino acids. Lineage: Eukaryota; Metazoa; Chordata; Amphibia; Anura; Bombinatoridae. The record is from RefSeq and is a predicted model, not a curated record. Gene Ontology annotation, biological process: protein deubiquitination.
UCCGGAAACUAUCGAGUGAAGCCGAAUAUCCACAACCAAAAUGGCGACAGCUGUGGUGAUGGGUCGGCGGAUAUAGUGAGUGACUCUGCUUGUCGCCCGCACAGUCACAAAAGGACACUAAUUGUUUUCACUAUUUUUAAUAGACCUGCUCCUUUUUCUACACAUUCACACGAAGCACCUUCCGCGCUUCUUCCCUCCUAAGUCGUCCACGGGCCUUGCAGCCAGCAGCACCGCUAAGACACCGGCUGGCGGGGCCGCGAUUAGCACCAUCCAUGCUCAGGACGCGGCCCCUUCCUGAACGAUGUGUGAAAUCUGUGCAGACUUGGUCGAGGUUUUAAACGAGAUAGCAGACACCGAAGGCAGUGAUGGAUUGCAGCUCAGAAAAGAAAAUGCACUCAAGAUAUUUGCCUACAUUAAUUCCUGGACCCAGAGGCAAUGUCUGUGCUGCUUUAAGGAGUAUAAACAUCUGGAAAUAUUUAAUCAAGUAGUGUGUGCCCUUAUCAACUUGGUGAUUGGACAAGUCCAAGCCCUGAGGGACCAGCUUUUGAAAAUUUGCACUACUAGUCCGCAUUCAAACUGGCCGGAUGAGAGUAAUCCAUCUGAGGAGCUGCUGAAUGUGGAGAAGGAGGCACAAGAUGACGAGGAGAGGGAAGAAGAGCACUCUGAUGCAUCCAAAGCACCUGAGGAGAAAUUGGAAAGUGGAAGGACUUGUAACUUGACUGACGAGGAGACGUUGAAUAGCACUGACUUGUUUAAUUUAUGGAGUACAGAGGAAAAAGAAAAACUGUUGUUGUGUGUGGCAAAAAUCUUUCAGAUUCAGUUUCCACUCUACACUGCUUACAAGCAUAAUACUCAUCCCACCAUAGAGGAUAUCUCUGCACAAGAAAGCAAUAUAUUAGGGGCCUUCUGUGAUAUGAAUGAUGUAGAAGUACCUUUACACCUUCUCCGUUAUGUGUGUCUGUUUUGCGGAAAGAAUGGCCUUUCACUCAUGAAGGAUUGCUUUGAAUAUGGGUCCCCUGAGACUCUACCGUUUAUCAUUGCUCAUGCAUUCAUCACAGUUGUUUCAAAUAUCAGAAUAUGGCUGCACAUACCUGCUGUGAUGCAGCACAUUAUACCAUUUAGGACCUAUGUUAUACGGUAUUUGUGUAAACUAUCUGACCAAGAACUGCGGCAAAGUGCGGCUCGUAACAUGGCUGACUUAAUGUGGAGUACAGUGAAAGAACCCCUGGAUACAGCAUUAUGCUUUGACAAAGAGAGUCUUGAUUUGGCCUUCAAAUAUUUUAUGUCACCCACGUUAACAAUGAGACUUGCUGGGCUUAGUCAAAUAACAAACCAACUUCACACAUUUAAUGAUGUCUGUAAUAAUGAGUCAUUGGUUUCCGAUACUGAAACAUCAAUAGCUAAAGAACUUGCAGACUGGCUAAUCAGCAACAAUGUUGUUGAACAUAUAUUUGGACCAAAUUUGCAUAUUGAGAUCAUCAAGCAGUGCCAAGUUAUACUGAAUUUUCUUGCAGCAGAAGGUCGACUAAGCACUCAGCACAUAGACUGUAUUUGGGCAGCAGCUCAGUUAAAACAUUGCAGCCGGUAUAUACAUGAUUUAUUUCCAUCGUUAAUCAAAAACCUGGAUCCUUUGCCCCUCAGACAUUUGCUCAAUCUUGUAUCUAGCCUUCAUCCCAGCACUCACACAGAGCAGACAUUGUAUUUGGCAUCAAUGUUGAUUAAAGCUCUCUGGAACAACGCACUAGCGGCCAAGGCUCAGCUUUCCAAGCAAAGCUCUUUUGCCUCUUUACUAAAUAAUAACAUACCAAUGGGAAAUAAGAAAGGAUCUCCUGCUGCUAGUCCUCAAAGCAGUGACAACAGUGAUACUCAUCACAGUGGAGGAAGUGAUAUUGAAAUUGAUGAACAACUAAUGAAUAGAUCUAAGCAUGUUCAGCAGAGGCUUUCUGAUACAGAGGAAUCCAUGCAAGGGAGUUCAGAUGAAACCGCUAACAGUGGCGAGGAUGCAAGCAGUGGACCUGGUAGCAGCAGUGGGCAUAGUGAUGGAUCCAGCAAUGAAGUGAACUCUAGCCAUGCAAGCCAAUCUGCUGGGAGCCCAGGCAGCGAGGUGCACUCGGAAGACAUUGCUGAUAUGGAAGCCCUAAAAGAUGAUGAGGAGGAGGAUGAGCAUUCGCAUAAAAACAGCAGGGUGGCAGAGCUUCAGAAGAGAAAAUUGGAAUCCCAAGCGGGUAUUUGUAUGGGUGAAUCUCAAGGGUCGGCAGACAGGAACUUAGUCAGUAGUGAAUCAGGCAAGGACCUGGUUUUUAAUUCAGAGUCUGUUCAACCAGGUGAUACCCGUAUUCGCAUCUUGGAUGCCUGCUCUCAUCCCGAAGAGCCUGAUCACGAUAUGGCAGGAGAAAUGAGUGGUGGUCACCUACAAGGCUCUCAUGACACUUGCAUCGCACGCACUGGAGACUUUCUUGGAGAAGCUAUUGGAAAUGAGCUGUUCAACUGCAGGCGGUUUAUUGGACCUCAGCACCACCAUCACCAUCAUCAUCACCACCACCACCAUCAUCACCACCACCACCAUCACCAUCAUGAGGGGCACAUGGUGGAUGACAUGUUGAGUGCAGAUGAUGUCAGCUGUAGCAGCUCACAAGUGAGUGCAAAAUCUGAGAAAAACAUGGCUGAUUUUGAUGGUGAAGAAUCUGCAUGUGAAGAAGAAUUAGUACAGAUCAAUUCACAUGCUGAACUGACUUCUCAUCUCCAGCAACACCUUCCCAAUCUGGCAUCUAUUUACCAUGAACAUCUAAGUCAAGGUCCUUCUGUGCAUAAACACCAGUACAACAGCAAUGCAGUUGUUGACAUAAACCUGGAUAAUGUUUGUAAGAAAGGUAACACUCUUCUGUGGGACCUAGUCCAGGAUGAAGAUGCGAUUCACCUUUCGGAAGGCUUAAUAAAUGAAGCAGAAAAGCUGCUCUGUUCCUUGGUUUGCUGGUUUACAGACAGGCAGAUCCGAAUGCGCUUUAUUGAAGGAUGCUUAGAAAACCUUGCCAAUAAUAGGUCAGUCGUUGUGUCUCUCCGGCUUCUUCCAAAGUUAUUUGGAACCUUUCAACAGUUUGGAAGCAGUUAUGAUACUCAUUGGAUAACCAUGUGGGCAGAAAAGGAGCUGAAUAUGAUGAAACUUUUCUUUGAUAACUUGGUGUACUACAUUCAAUCUAUCAGAGAUGGACAGCACAAGCAUACUCUGUACAGCCACAGUGCAGAGGUUCAAGUUCGUCUACAGUUUUUAACAUGUGUUUUCUCGACGUUAGGAUCCCCAGAUCAUUUCAGGCUUAGUCUUGAACAAGUAGACAUCCUUUGGCACUGUCUGGUGGAAGACAUGGAGUGUUAUGAUGAUGCACUGCACUGGUUCCUAAAUCAAGUUCGGAGUAAAGACCAACAUGCCAUGGGAAUGGAAACAUAUAAGCAUCUUUUCUUAGAAAAGAUGCCACAGUUGAAGCCGGAAACCAUUAGCAUGACUGGUUUGAACCUUUUUCAGCAUUUGUGCAAUUUAGCUCGGUUGGCAACUAGUGCAUAUGAUGGUGGCUCAAAUUCUGAGUUAUGUGGCAUGGAUCAGUUUUGGGGCAUUGCUUUAAGAGCACAGACUGGGGAUGUCAGCCGAGCCGCAAUCCAAUAUAUCAAUUCUUAUUACAUCAAUGGUAAAUCAGCUUUGGAAAAAGAGCAUGAAUUUAUUAGCAAGUGCAUGGAGAGUCUUAUGAUUGCAUCCAGUAAUCUUGAACAGGAUUCUCAAUCAAGUCUAACAAUUAUUGAAAGGGGCCUUCUAAUGUUAAAAACACACCUUGAAGCUUUUAGGAGACGGUUUGCAUAUCAUUUAAGACAGUGGCAAAUUGAAGGUACUGGCAUCAGUAGUCAUUUGAAAGCUCUUAAUGAAAAGCAGUCGUUACCACUGAGAAUUGUGUGCCAGCCAGCGGGGCUUCCUGAUAAGAUGACUAUUGAAAUGUAUCCAAGUGAUCAAGUGGCUGAUCUGAGGGCAGAAGUGACUCAUUGGUAUGAGAAUUUACAGAAGGACCAGCUAAACCAGCAGGCACAGCUCCAGGAAUUUGGACAAACCAAUCGGAAAGGGGAAUUCCCUGGUGGAUUGAUGGGGCCAGUCAGAAUGAUCUCUUCUGGACAUGAGCUAACGACAGACUAUGAUGAAAAGUCCCUACAUGAGCUUGGAUUCAAGGAUAUGCAGAUGGUGUUUGUGUCCUUAGGAGCACCACGGCGAGAGAGGAAAGGCGAAGGCGUGCAGCUGCCAGCAUCAUGCCUCCCACCUCCGCAAAAGGAAAACAUCCCAAUGCUUUUACUUUUACAAGAGCCGCAUCUCACUACCUUGUUUGAUUUGUUAGAAAUGUUGGCUUCCUUCAAACCACCAUCUGCAGAAAUGGUGAUGGAAGACGCAGAGAGUGCUAAAUGUGAAGAACUCCACCUUCAUGCUGAAAAUUUGUCCAGACGUGUGUGGGAGUUACUGAUGCUUCUUCCUACUUGCCCAAAUAUGCUGCAAGCAUUCCAGAAUGUUUCAGAUGAGCAGGGAAAUGAUAUACCUGGCUGGAAAGAUCUUCUACGGAUAAAAAGUGCUCAUAAACUCCUCUAUGCGCUAGAAAUAAUUGAAGCAUUGGGCAAGCCUAACAGAAGAAUAAGAAGAGAAUCAACGGGCAGUUAUAGUGAUUUGUAUCCAGACUCUGAUGAUUCCAGUGAAGAUCAAAUAGAAAACAGUAAAAAUACAUGGAGCUGCAAGUUUGUGGCAGCGGGAGGUCUGCAACAGCUGAUUGAGAUCUUUAAUUCUGGAAUCUUGGAACCCAAAGAACAAGAGUCUUGGACGUUUUGGCAGUUGGACUGUUUAGCAUGUUUGCUAAAGUUAAUUUGUCAGUUUGCUGUGGAUCCAGCAGACUUGGAUCUGGCAUAUCAUGAUGUCUUUGCCUGGUCAGGUAUAGCAGAGGGCCACCGAAAAAGAGCAUGGCCUGGAAAAUCAAGGAAAGCUGCUGGGGAUCAUUCAAAAAGCCUUCAUAUACCUCGUUUGACAGAGGUUUUUCUAGUUCUUGUUCAAGGAACCUGCUUGAUUCAACGGUUAAUGUCCGUCGCUUAUACAUAUGACAAUUUAGCCCAAAGGGUUCUGAAAGCGCAGUCAGACCAUAGAUCAAGACAUGAAGUGACACACUAUUCCAUGUGGCUUAUGGUUAGUUGGUCUCAUUGCUGCUCUCUAGUGAAAUCCAGUCUUGCAGACAGUGAUAACUUACAAGAUUGGCUAAAAAAAUUAACCCUUCUUAUUCCAGAGACUGCAGUUCGGCAUGAAUCAUGCAAUGGAUUGUAUAAAUUAUCCCUUUCUGGUUUGGAUAGUGGGGACUCUAUAAAUCGCUCCUUUUUGCUUCUUGCUGCAUCCACUUUAUUGAAGUUUCUUCCAGAUGCUCAAUCUAUAAAACCUCUACGGAUGGAAGAUUAUGAGGAAGAACCCAUCUUAAGGCCUGGAUGUAAAGAAUAUUUUUGGCUACUUGGUAAACUAAUUGAUAAUAUACAUGUGAAAGAUGCCAGCCAGACAACUCUGCUGGAUUUGGAUGCCUUAGCAAGACAUUUAGCUGAUUGCGUUCGCAGCAGAGACGUUGUGGAUUAUCAUGAUGGGAACAUAGAAGAUGAUGGUAUGACUGGACUCUUAAGGCUCGCAACAAGUGUCAUCAAACAUAAACCCCCUUUUAAAUUUUCCAGAGAAGGACAGGAAUUCCUUCGAGAUAUUUUUAAUCUACUUUUCCAGUUGCCAAACCUUAAAGACAAACUACAGCCAAAAUGUAAAUCUCAUUCUUCCAGAGCUGCUGCUUAUGACCUCCUGGUAGAAAUGGUGAAAGGCUCAGUGGAGAAUUACAGGCUGUUACACAACUGGGUAAUGGCACAGCACAUGCAGUCCUCUCAUUCACCUUAUAAAUGGGACUAUUGGCCACACGAUGAUGUCCGUUCUGAGUGUAGGUUUGUUGGCCUGACUAAUCUUGGAGCAACAUGUUAUCUGGCAUCUACCAUUCAACAGCUGUACAUGAUUCCUGAAGCUAGACAAGCCGUUUUUACUGCUAAGUAUUUAGAUGACAUCAAGCAUAAAACUACUUUACUGGAACUCCAAAAAAUGUUUACAUAUCUAAUGGAAAGUGAAUGCAAAGCUUACAAUCCAAGGCCUUUUUGUAAGACAUACACUAUGGAUAAACAACCACUUAACACUGGGGAGCAGAAAGAUAUGACUGAAUUCUUUACAGAUCUUAUCACAAAAAUUGAAGAAAUGUCAUCUGACCUAAAAAAUACUGUAAAGACUUUAUUUGGAGGUGUCAUCACAAACAAUGUUGUUUCUUUAGAUUGUGAACAUGUAAGUCAGACUGCCGAAGAAUUUUAUACAGUCAGGUGCCAAGUAGCAGAUAUGAAGAAUAUUUAUGAAUCUUUAGAUGAAGUUACAAUUAAAGAUACUUUGGAAGGUGACAACAUGUACACUUGUUCACAGUGUGGCAAGAAGGUGCGAGCUGAGAAGAGGGCAUGUUUUAAGAAAUUGCCUCGCAUACUAAGCUUUAAUACUAUGAGGUAUACAUUUAACAUGGUCACCAUGAUGAAGGAAAAAGUCAACACACACUUCUCUUUUCCUCUGCGUUUGGAUAUGACUCCAUAUACAGAAGAUUUUCUAAUGGGAAAGAAUGACAGAAUGGAAGGUUUUAAGGACAAUGGUGAAGAACUAGAAGAAACAGAAAGCUAUGAGUAUGACUUAAUAGGGGUUACUGUUCAUACUGGUACUGCAGAUGGUGGCCAUUAUUAUAGCUUCAUCAGGGAUAUCGUGAAUCAACAUGCCUACAAAAAUAACAAGUGGUAUCUUUUCAAUGACGCAGAAGUAAAGCCAUUUGACUCUGCUCAAUUAGCAUCAGAAUGUUUUGGUGGAGAAAUGACAACAAAAACCUAUGAUUCAGUCACUGAUAAGUUUAUGGACUUCUCAUUUGAAAAGACACACAGUGCUUACAUGCUGUUUUACAAACGGGUGGAGACAGAAGAGGAAAAUAGUAAAGAAUUUAAAUUUGAUGUCUCUUCAGAGCUUCUAGAGUGGAUUUGGCAUGAUAAUAUGCAGUUUCUCCAGGAUAAGAAUAUAUUUGAACACACUUAUUUUGGGUUUAUGUGGCAGCUGUGUAGCAGCAUUCCAAGUACAUUGCCAGAUCCCAAAGCAGUGUCUUUAAUGACAGCAAAGCUUAGCACUUCAUUUGUCUUGGAGACAUUUAUUCAUUCAAAAGAAAAGCCAACAAUGCUUCAGUGGAUUGAAUUGCUGACAAAACAAUUCAACAAUAGUCAAGCAGCAUGUGAGUGGUUUUUGGACCGCAUGGCUGAUGAUGAUUGGUGGCCUAUGCAGAUUCUGAUCAAGUGUCCUAAUCAGAUUGUCCGACAGAUGUUCCAGCGCCUUUGUAUUCAUGUAAUUCAGAGGCUGCGGCCGGUGCAUGCACACCUCUACCUGCAGCCAGGCAUGGAAGAUGGGUCUGAUGAUAUGGACGGUCCUGUGGAGGAUAUAGGCAGUCGAUCCUGUGUCACACGUUUUGUGAAGACGCUACUGUCUAUCAUGGAACAUGGUGUGAAACCUCACAGUAAACAUCUUACAGAAUACUUUGCCUUUCUCUAUGAAUUUGUCAAAAUGGGAGAGGAGGAGAGCCAGUUUUUGCUGUCACUACAAGCCAUAUCUACAAUGGUACAUUUCUACAUGGGAACUAAAGGUCCUGAAAAUCCCCAGGUUGAAGUGUUAUCUGAAGAAGAAGAAGGGGAGGAGGAAGAGGAAGAAGAUAUUCUUUCCUUAGCUGAAGAAAAAUACAGACCAGCAGCUCUUGAAAAGAUGGUUGCUUUGAUUGCUUUCCUAGUGGAACAGUCUCGUUCAGAAAGGCAUCUUACGUUGUCCCAAAAUGACAUGGCUGCUCUGACAGGAGGAAAGGGCUUCCCUUUCCUCUUUCAGCAUAUACGUGAUGGUAUUAAUAUCAGGCAGACUUGCAAUCUUAUUUUCAGCCUUUGUCGAUACAAUAAUCGCCUUGCGGAACAUAUUGCAUCAAUGCUUUUUACAUCUAUAGCAAAGCUGACCCCGGAGGCUGCAAAUCCUUUUUUCAAGUUGCUGACUAUGAUUAUGGAGUUUGCAGGAGGUCCUCCAGGAAUGCCACCGUUUGCUUCAUACAUUUUACAAAGGAUAUGGGAGGUGAUAGAAUACAACCCCUCUCAAUGUCUUGAUUGGCUGGCAGUGCAGACCCCUCGCAAUAAGCUGGCUCAUAGCUGGGUACUACAAAACAUGGAGAACUGGGUGGAACGUUUCCUACUUGCACACAACUAUCCCAGAGUGAGAACAUCUGCCGCCUAUCUUUUAGUAUCACUGAUUCCAAGCAACUCAUUUCGUCAGAUGUUCCGUUCAACCCGUUCCCUGCACAUUCCAACACGAGAUCUUCCCCUUAGUCCCGACACAACUGUGGUUCUUCAUCAAGUGUACAAUAUUCUUCUUGGCUUGCUUUCAAGGGCUAAGCUCUAUGUGGAUGCUGCUGUUCAUGGAACCACAAAGCUGGUGCCAUACUUUAGCUUCAUGACAUAUUGUUUGAUUUCCAAAACCGAAAAGCUCAUGUUUUCUACCUAUUUUAUGGACCUCUGGAAUCUGUUCCAACCCAAACUGUCUGAGCCAGCAAUAGCCACAAAUCAUAACAAGCAAGCUCUUCUCUCCUUCUGGUACAAUGUCUGUGUUGAUUGUCCUGAGAAUGUACGCCUUAUUGUUCAGAACCCUGUGGUGACCAAAAAUAUUGCCUUUAACUAUAUCCUGGCUGAUCAUGAUGACCAGGACGUAGUACUCUUCAACCGUGGAAUGCUGCCAGCUUAUUAUGGUAUUCUGCGUAUGUGUUGUGAGCAGUCUCCUGCCUUUACUCGUCAGCUUGCCUCACAUCAGAACAUUCAAUGGGCCUUCAAAAACCUCACACCACAUGCAAGCCAGUACCCUGCGGCUGUAGAAGAGCUGUUUAACCUUAUGCAGCUCUUUGUAGCUCAAAGGCCAGAUAUGAGAGAAGAAGAGCUAGAAGAUGUGAAGCAGUUUAAGAAAACAACCAUUAGCUGUUAUUUGCGCUGCUUGGAUGGCCGCUCCUGCUGGACAACUUUAAUAAGUGCCUUCAGAAUAUUGUUAGAGUCUGAUGAAGACAGACUUCUUGUUGUGUUUAACAGAGGGUUAAUUUUAAUGACAGAGUCAUUCAACACUUUGCACAUGAUGUAUCAUGAAGCCACAGCCUGUCAUGUAACUGGAGACUUGGUAGAGCUUCUGUCAAUAUUUCUGUCGGUUCUUAAAUCUACUCGUCCAUAUUUACAGAGAAAAGAUGUUAAGCAAGCUCUUAUUCAGUGGCAAGAAAGGAUUGAAUUUGCUCACAAACUCCUCACCUUGUUAAAUUCUUACAGCCCUCCAGAGCUACGGAAUGCUUGCAUCGAUGUCCUUAAAGAACUUGUGCUGCUGAGUCCUCAUGAUUUUUUACACACACUGGUGCCAUUUUUACAACACAAUCAUUGUACAUAUCAUCACAGUAAUAUCCCAAUGUCACUUGGCCCUUACUUCCCGUGUCAUGAAAAUAUGAAACUGAUCGGAGGGAAAAGCAAUAUCCGUCCACCUCGCCCUGAGCUCAAUAUGUGCCUCCUGCCCACAAUGGUAGAAUCCAGCAAGGGUAAAGAUGAAGUCUAUGAUCGCAUGCUGCUAGAUUACCUGUCUUCUUAUCAUCAGUUUAUCCAUCUCCUCUGUCGUGUAGCAAUCAAUUGUGAAAAGUUUACAGAAACAUUAAUAAAACUGAGUGUUCUGAUUGCUUAUGAAGGGUUGGCUCUACAUCUUGCAUUAUUUCCAAAACUUUGGACUGAGCUGUGUCAAACACAGUCUGCAAUGGCGAAAAACUGCAUUAAGCUGCUGUGUGAAGACCCUGUUUUUGCGGAGUAUAUUAAAUGCAUUUUAAUGGAUGAACGAGUGUUUCUCAAUAACAAUAUUGUCUAUACAUUCCUGACACAUUUUCUUAUGAAGGUUCAAAGUCAGGUUUUCUCUGAGGCAAAUUGUGCAAGUCUCAUUAACACAAUUGUUACAAAUCUCAUCAAUCAAUAUCAAAAUGUCGAGUCUGAUUUUAUCAACCGAGUUGAAAUUUCCAAAGCAAGCAGCACUUUAAAUGGGGAUCUCCGAGCGUUAGCCCUUCUUCUUUCAGUCCACACUCCAAAGCAGCUUAAUGCAGCCUUAAUACCCACUUUACAAGAACUUCUGAGCAAAUGCAGAGCAUGUCAGCAACAGAGAAAUACAUUACAAGAACAAGAAACCAAAGAUGGAAAAACUAAAGAUGACGAAGGUGCUACCCCUGUAAAAAGGAGGAGAGUUAGCAGCGAUGAGGAUCACAUGGUUGAUUCCUGCAUUAGUGAUAUGAAAAAUGAGAGAGAAGCAUCUACUCCUACAAGCACAUCAGACAAUGAAACUAGGGACUCCUCAAUAAUUGACCCAGGAACUGAACAAGAUCCUCCUUCUCCUGAAAAUAGUUCUGCUAAAGAAUACAGACUAGAAGUUUCUUCCUCCUUCUCAGAAGAUGUAAUGCUGCCUACAAGGCCACAACAAACUGAAGACCAUCCAAGUAACGCCAGCAAAUUUGAAGAUGUCAAAGAAAUGAAAGACCUUGAGAGCCCUAAGGACACUAAUGUGACUGAUGAAGACAAUGAACUACCUUCCACCUCUAUUUCAGCAGUGCUGGCUGACUUGGCAGAUCUAAGGGGUUGUGAUGGGCAAACAUUAUCCUCUCAAAAUUCAGAGUUAAGCUUGUCUUUAAAUUGUGACCAUUCCAGGGGACUUUUUAGUCACAUUCAACAAAAUGACAUUUUAGAUACCCUGUGCAGGACCAUUGAGUCCACAAUUAAUGUGGUCUCCAGGAUAUCAGGAAAAGAAAACAAAGCUGCUUCUUGACAUUAGUUGUAGCAUGUCUGCUUUUAAUUCUUUAUUUUUUUAAGCUUUGUAUACAAGUUUUGCAUUUUUUUCUGUUUUGUGCUUAAGUUUGUCAAGUGCUUUCUGCUUGAAUGGCAAAAUAGAUUUAUAUGCUUCAUCCAUGGUGAGGCAGAACUCCAGAAAAACUUGCAUCUCCAGUACACUUUGUAAAGGGCAAUCAUAAUGAGUAUGUUUUAUGUAAUUCAGGUUCACUAUAGUGGCUUUCAUUUAAUAUGACCGCCUGGAAUAUGGGGGUUUUCUUGCCCAAUAGGAUGUAAUUUAAAAGUCAUUUUUACCGUGUAUAAUAUAGUGUCCUCUGUGCCAGUUUUGUACUUUAUAAAAGAGGCAGAUUGCCUCAAAUCGCUGUGGUUCUUAUUAUCAAAAUUAAGUUUACUUGUACUAAACCACAAGAAAUUUGAUUCUGUAAAGAAUCCUCUCUAGCUGUGGCCUGGCAGUAUAUAUGGUGCUUUAUUUAACAGAAUACCUGUGGAGGAAAUAAAGCACACUUGAUGUAAAAAAGAUAAAACCACAAAAAUAAUUGUUUUAUUUUAUUGACAUGAUUGAUCGCUAUUCUGUGCACUUCAUUAAAUUAAUUGUGAUGACUUUUUAUUGCUGUGUAUAUUACCUUCCUUUUAAAAUUUAGUUCACGUUUGCCCGUUAAAAAAAAUGUUUCCAUUUUUUCUGUUCAUUGGUCCAGUUAUGGGCACCUUUUAAUGGCCUUGUUCAAUUAGCUCCAAUAAAGAUUUUUUUUAUUUUUUUUUUUAUUUUGGCAAUAGGGGCUGACAAAUUUAGGGAAGAAUCCAUUUUAUGUUUCAAAUGUUAAGUUGUGAUUACAGCAAAAUAAAGGUUAAGGUAUAUUGUUUUAUACUACAUCUUGUUUAUAAGUGUUGCAGAAAGUGUAAAAUGAUAGAGAAGAUGAUCAAACUCACCACUGUUAAUACCAUGAUCCAAACUGAAAAUAAAAUAUUUUAAGGAGACAUUCCUAUGAGGAAUGUUGAACAGA